Molecule: messenger RNA, 2029 nt
Organism: Paramacrobiotus metropolitanus
Lineage: Eukaryota; Metazoa; Tardigrada; Eutardigrada; Parachela; Macrobiotidae
Product: 60S ribosomal export protein NMD3-like
Exons: 12
Coding region: 317-1876 (519 amino acids)
Biological process (GO): ribosomal large subunit export from nucleus
Cellular component (GO): cytoplasm; nucleus
Molecular function (GO): ribosomal large subunit binding
Source: RefSeq, a predicted model, not a curated record
CUCGGCACGCCACGGUCUCCCUUUGAUACGGUCGGUUCCGCUUUCAAGUUAAUACUUCUCCAUUUUAUUCGCAUUUUAUUCCUCGCACAAAAAUUGUGAAUCUGCGAUUGCUUAUUUGUUUCAUAUUUGUUUCGAGCUAGUGGGAAGUUAUAUUACUGAAUGAUCAACCAGCACUUGUGAUUACUAUCAUUGUUCCAGCAGUGAGGUGACAACAAUUCGGAUUGUCAUCAUAUAUUCCGCCAUAUCCAUCGCGGACCGUCAGUUCGCGUGGUUUUUAAAAUUUUAUUUUCGAGUUAGUGCUCGACUGGAUUCCCUCAUGGAGUACACUGAGAGCCCUCCAGCUCAUGGCGCUGGCAGAAUUUUGUGCAUCCACUGCGGCGUACCCAUUGAGGCCAAUCCGACGUCCAUGUGCGUGGCCUGUCUCCGCACGCAGGUCGACAUUACCGCCGACAUCCCCAAACAGUCCACAGUCACCAUGUGCAAAUCCUGCGGGCGCUACGCGGUGCCGCCGGGGCGCUGGCAGAACUGUGCACCGGAGUCUAAGGAGUUGUUGAGUGUGUGCCUGAAACGACUCAAAGGACUCAAUCAGGUGCGCCUGGUGGACGCCGCGUUCAUUUGGACGGAGCCGCACUCGCGGCGUUUAAAGAUCAAAGUGACGGUGCAGAAGGAGCUGAUGGCCGGCGCGGUGUUGCAGCAGAGCUUCGCGGUGGAGUACGUGGUGCACACGCAGAUGUGCGACGACUGCCACCGGACCGAGGCCAAGGAUUUCUGGCGUGCCCUCGUCCAGAUGCGCCAAAAGGCACAGCACAAAAAGACCUUCUACUAUCUGGAGCAACUCAUUCUCAAACACAAAGCGCAUGCGCGCACCGUCAAUAUCCAGCAAGCGCCAGACGGUGUGGAUUUCUUCUUCGCCAAUCGUUCGGAUGCGCGCAAAUUUCUGGACUUUAUUCUGACCAUUGUUCCGUGCCAGUACAAAACAUCGGAGCAGCUGCUCUCCCACGAUCCCAACAACAAUAUUUAUAACUACAAGUACACAUUUUCAGUGGAAAUCGUACCAGUAUGCAAGGACGACAUUGUGUGUUUACCGCGGGAGACCGCUCAGCACCUGGGAAAUAUUAGUGAACUGUGCAUCUGCACCCGCGUCACAUCCUUGAUUCAGCUGAUCGACCCACGAAGCGGACAGACGGCAGAAUUGAACGCCAACACAUUCUGGCGAGAGCCGUUUCGCAGUAUCUGUACACAGAAGCAUUUGACUGAAUUCACCGUACUCAACGUGGAACAUUUACGAGACGUGGACAUCCACGCCAGCAGUCAGAAACUGUCUGAUAAGCACGUUGUGGCGGAUAUUUGGGUGAUGCGCUCGUCAGAUCUAGGAAAAACGGAAGCGCCGCAGUAUUGUACGCGUUCGCAUCUGGGCCAUUUGCUUAAUCCUGGUGACAUAGCUUUGGGCUUCGAUUUGGCAAAUUCAAAUGUUAACGAGAAACAUUUCGAGGACUUGGAACGCCGCAAAAAGGACCGUAUCCCUGAUGUGAUUUUGGUGAAAAAAGUGUUCGCUGAUCGGACGACCCGUAAGCGGAACCGGCAGUGGAAGCUGCGGCGACUGCGCAAGGAAAACGGCUCCGUUACGGAAGGCAGCGCCGAAGGCGAUUACGAGGACUUUUUGGAAGACCUGGAAGAAGAUGCCAAUGUGCGGCAGGGUGUUAACAUCUACAAAGAUCCGAGUGCCAUUCCGGUGGAUGAAGACGAUCAGGAUGAACAGUUGCCUAAGAUCAGUCUGCAGGAAAUGCUUGAUGGACUGCAUCUGGGCGAAGAGGAGGAAGGGCCUUCCGCAGCCGGACAGGGGGAUGCUGACGAUGAGGACAGCGAAAUGGCAUAGUGGUCUAGUGGACUCGUUUAUGCCCUUUUGAGUUCUGUGUAUUGGUAGUUUUAUCGAGAUGUCUUUGUCUUUAAAAUUUUAGUGAACUCUGUAGUGGGCGAAUGAGUGUAAGAAGCGAUCCAAAUAACUUUGAUCCAAAUAAACGAUCAGAAA